Messenger RNA from Macrosteles quadrilineatus (aster leafhopper), 1274 nucleotides. RefSeq names its product phospholipase A1 1-like. The coding region runs from base 63 to 1202 and encodes 379 amino acids. The transcript has 8 exons. NCBI's taxonomy places the organism in Eukaryota, Metazoa, Arthropoda, Insecta, Hemiptera, Cicadellidae. The record is from RefSeq and is a predicted model, not a curated record. Gene Ontology annotation, molecular function: lipase activity.
GUCAUUUUCAAUUGCAAAUCGAUGAUAAUUAAAGCUAUUACCACAUUACCGUAUGUUCAGUGAUGCGGACUACGCUCUCGACGCUUUUGCUCUGCUGUUUGGCAGUAGUCAGCCCCAGUACUUCAUUAUUUAGUUCAGAAAGAUUAUACAAGGAACAAAAACUAGUAAAGAAUAUUUCUAUUAGACUAUUGAAGAGGGACUGGAAGCCUCUUGGUCCCUCGGCAGCCACCGAAGAUGCCAUGGAUGAAUAUCGCUGGGACGUCGACACAGCAUUCAAUGCUUUGUUCAAGUCCUCAUGGACAUACGAGAGUGCCAAAGUCACCGAUGCAGAAUCGCUGUUCAAAAGUGAUCACUUCAAGAAAGAUCAGGAGUCAAUCGUCAUAGUUCACCCAAUCUUCUCCUCAGCUGACACGAAUUUUGUCAAGACUACAGUUACCGCCCUGGCUAUGCGGAACCUACACAAGAAGUACAACAUCUUCGCUACCGACAUGCCCUGGAACAAUCCUCACAUGAUGUUUUCUGUAUUCUUGAGCUCUAUUGGCAAGCGGGCACAUUUCGAGCCAAUGGGAAAGGCAGUGGCAAGGUUUCUAGUAGACGGUGUGGAUAAAGGAUACAUCAGACCAGAACAGAUAAAUCUACUAGGCUGGAGUUACUCCGGUCAACUGGUAGGAUACAUGGCUCGGCACCUCAACAACAAAUACAGCAAGAAAAUCAAUUCUGUUGUUUCCCUUGAUCCAUUCUACUCGGAGUCUGACAAAGAUAUGAUCCACGUAUCGCAGAAUGAUGCUCACUUGGUCCAUAUCUUCCAUACGAAUUCUCAAAAGGCGGGGACAAGACGGAGACUUGGAACAGCUGACUUUGUCUUCAACAAUGGAAUAAUACAACCAGAAUGCCGCUCUCCAGGUGUAUUGGAAAACGCCCACGUUUGUAGCCACUUGAAAGUAGUCCAGAGGUUCUGGUACGUCAUUUUGUACCCAUCAAAAUUCGUCGGACUUAAAUGUUCAGCAUGGAACAGCAUGAAGGACUGUUUGUGCGAUGGGAAUGACAAGACAGUUAUAAGAUACCCGUUGGUCCAGGACCUGAAGAUAGAAGGACUCUACCAUCUGCGUACUCUGGCUCACAGACCCUACGGUGUAGGCGACUGGGGGGUGUCCUGUACUUCAGAGAAACGUCUCUACAGGGAGUUCAAGAAGGAAAACUAACAGCUUGUGACGUUUAUCUGAACCUCAUAAUAGUAAAAUAAACUCCUACUACUAAAAGUGAAAACUAACUUG